Molecule: messenger RNA, 1341 nt
Organism: Exophiala bonariae
Lineage: Eukaryota; Fungi; Ascomycota; Eurotiomycetes; Chaetothyriales; Herpotrichiellaceae
Exons: 2
Coding region: 1-1341 (446 amino acids)
Biological process (GO): uroporphyrinogen III biosynthetic process
Cellular component (GO): cytosol
Molecular function (GO): uroporphyrinogen-III synthase activity
Source: RefSeq, a predicted model, not a curated record
AUGUCCACGCCACUGCUGUCAUCGUCGUCAGCUCCAACCCUUCCUCCUUUGGCUUCCGUUCCUCUUUUCCUACUCAAGACUGAAUCUCAACCGCACGAUUCCUACCUUGAUCAUUUCUCCGCGUUACAGCUGCCAAAAACGCCAGGCCACCCAAGCCAUGCUCAUACUCAGGAUGCCUCCUUCUCGUCGGAUACCGCUGCUUCCUCUGCUACCCCUAGCUUCCACCCCUUGUUUGUCCCUGUCUUAGAACAUCACCCCAAUAUCCGGAACCUCGAUUGGCUGCAGGAUCGUCUGCGUAGCGAAGAAUUGGGUCAGAAAUAUGGGGGGAUGAUCUUCACCAGUCAGCGGGCCGUUGAAGCAUGGACCGAGGUUGUCAAGAGAAUGAAGGGUCAAUCUGAGACAAGCGAGGUUGAUACGGAUACUUUUUCGAAGCAUGUGACAGGGGUGAGUCGACCCAUCCAAGAUCAUGAGACACCGACCAAAAGUCAUCCGACGACGACUCAGCAGCUUUCCUUCGAUGAUCCUCAAGGUCUCGUGGAUGGUGACUUUGUCUUUCCACUUUACUCUGUAGGACCAGCGACAUCGCGUGCACUGAACACGCUUGUGGUUGAGAUCUCUGGCCAGGAUCCUUCAUCUCCAUUCUCCCGCCUGCGCCCGAGUGUUCUCGGGGAACAUACAGGUAACGGCGCGAACCUGGCGCAAUACAUCCUUUCCCAUUAUAACAGCUUGCACUCGCGAAGGCUUUAUACCUUUUACGAUGCUCCUCGACUACCCAUCACACCUCUAAUCGGUCCUCCAGGUGGAGAGCGUUUCGAUAAGGAGGAUAAGAAACUUCGGAAGAAGGCUCUUCUUUUCCUGGUGGGCGAGCAGAGGAGAGAUAUCAUUCCCAGAACGCUGACAGACCAGGAAGGUAAGCUAGCACCCAAUGAAAGAAUCGAUGUCGACGAGGUAGAAGUCUAUGUCACAGGGAUUAUGGAGUCGUUCCAGGACGACUUCAGCUCCCACAUCGAUCAAGUCAGGCAAGCAGGACAUAGCCUCGCCGUUGUCGUGGUCUUUUCACCGCAAGGCUGCGAGGCAAUGCUUCGGGCUUUACGCUACAUUAAUGAAGAGGGUCAUCUGACAGCAUUGGGUAAAGGGAGAUGGCAAAACACAUCUCCGAGCAUGAGUGGCAGCGAUGGCAAAAGGCAGUUGUCUGUCGUCAUCGCAACUAUCGGCCCAACUACCAGAGAUCAUCUAAAGGAUCAAUUCGGGUUUGAUGCAGAUGUCUGCGCAUCAAAGCCAACUCCACAAGGUGUGAGCGAUGGUGUCCUAGCAUUUCUACAUGAGAAAAACUUGAUCUAG